GAAAGUGGUCGCGCGUGUUUCUUGGCUUAGGGGCUGCUGAGUAGCUGCAAGAUGGCAGAAUGACCAUAGAGAGAAGGUCUAGAACAUUUCCUUUCUGGGUUAAAGUGGAGUCAGAUGCUAUGCAGCAAGUUCAGGGUCUUGUGACUUUCGAGGAGGUGGCCAUUUAUUUCACCAAGGAGGAAUUGGAACUGCUGGAUCCGGGCCAGAGAGCUCUUUACACUGAGGUCAUGUUGGAAAAUUACGCAAUGGUGGCCUCCAUGGGUGAUAUUUGGGGGAGCAAGAAUGAGGGAGAACUUUCAGGGUUAUCAUUGGAAGGAGCCAAAGAAGAAGAGAAUGUGGGAGAUGAAGAAAAGAUACUGCAAGGAAGGUUGACACAGAAGAAAGAAGAUCCAUCCACAGGUUGUCAAGAUGAUAAAACUCAAAUGCAAACCAAAAUCUACGAAGCAAGGAAGAAGAGAAAAAAUACCAGGCAUGGGAAAUCCUUGAGUCUCAAUGGACCUCAGGGGAUCCACAGUGGAGUCAAAUGUUAUGAAUAUCUGGAAUGUGGAAAAAAUUUCAAUAUAAGUAUCAUCCUCACUUCCCAUCAAAGAAUCCAAACAGAGGAGAAGCCAUAUCAAUGCUCAGAAUGUGGAAAGAGCUUCUCUUGGGAAACAAGCCGUUUUCGCCAUCUAAGAAUUCACAGAGGAGUGAAACCAUAUAACUGCCCAGAAUGUGGGAAGAGCUUUGCUCAACACGUGAGCCUUAUUAGACAUAAAAGAAUUCAUACUGGGGAGAAACCAUAUAGCUGCCCAGACUGUGGCAUGAACUUCUCUCGGAAAUCAAGCUUUAUUCGACAUCUAAGAGUUCACUCAGGAGUGAAGCCAUAUGAUUGUACAGAAUGUGGAAAGAGCUUCACUCGAAGCACAAACCUGAAGAAACAUAAAAGAAAAAUUCACGAAGUUAUUUGGGAGCAACUGAGCCAGCUGCCAAAGACCAGAGGUGACCUUCUGUUUCCCUCUUCUACAGAUGCUUUAAAUCCUGAGCAUAGCCAGAGGCACAAGAAGAAAAGAAAUAUGUGAACAACUAAACUAGCUAUAGAUAACCUGGGGUGAGCAUCUGGCUCUGUCUUCUAGAUGGGCUCUUUGCACUUAGCCUAUGGCUUAUGGCCUCCAGCCCCAUCUGAGCUGAGCCCAGGAAGCUGGACUAUAUUGUCUUCUGUGUAGAUAUAGAGAAAGGAUUCAGAGAGAGAGAGAGAGGGAUUGAG
This is a messenger RNA of Eublepharis macularius, 1243 nucleotides long. Its product is annotated as zinc finger protein 879-like. Bases 60 to 1058 code for a protein of 332 amino acids. The record is from RefSeq and is a predicted model, not a curated record. Lineage: Eukaryota; Metazoa; Chordata; Lepidosauria; Squamata; Eublepharidae. Gene Ontology annotation, molecular function: DNA-binding transcription repressor activity, RNA polymerase II-specific. Gene Ontology annotation, biological process: negative regulation of transcription by RNA polymerase II. The transcript has 4 exons.